This is a messenger RNA of Suillus discolor, 1501 nucleotides long. RefSeq lists its product as uncharacterized. Bases 204 to 1424 code for a protein of 406 amino acids. The transcript is spliced from 6 exons. Lineage: Eukaryota; Fungi; Basidiomycota; Agaricomycetes; Boletales; Suillaceae. The record is from RefSeq and is a predicted model, not a curated record. Gene Ontology annotation, molecular function: FAD binding; monooxygenase activity.
GCCAUCGUUGCUGUGUUAAUAUUGUAAUCAGAUACGGGAAUAUGUUCAUCCGUUUACUGAUGCUACUGUUGGGCGUAGCUACUGCGGAGGGAUAGCAUACAAAAUGUGGGCAACUGGGCCUCCUGAAGUCUUCUUACUUGUCCAUCCGUGCACGAGCAAACUGCACAGUUCAUUCCUAAAGGCCUAACUGAUCAUCUAUACAGAUGACGAACACCAGAGUCAUGGUAGUGGGCGCUGGCAUCGCUGGUCCCAUUCUUGCAAUCUUCUUGAAGACUAGAGGCUAUGACCCCAUCAUGUACGAAAGACUCCCGAGUCCAGGAGAGGGUGGACUCAGCUUCGUGCUGCAACCCAACGGUCUCCGUGUCCUAUCACUCAUCCCCGGCCUCGUUGAACAAAUCCCCGGCUAUUCUGCAGAUAGGAUGGUUCACUGUUCCUCCCUGGACGGAAAGGAGGACAUUCUCGCUGAGAUUGAUAUUUCGCCAGAUGCAGCGCGAGAACAAUUUGGCUUCCCCUUCAUCGGAGUCCGGCGUGCAGAGUUUCAACGGUUUUUGAUCGACACGGCUGAGAAGCACGGUGUCGAGAUCAAAUGGGGUCACCAGGCAAUCGAAUAUGAGCAAAGCGAGGACGCAGUAGAAGUCACAUUCGCGAAUGGCGUCAAGGACACAGCAAGCUUUGUCGUGGGCUGCGAUGGGUUGCAUAGCAAUACUCGAAUUGCACUCUUUGGGAAAGAGAAGGCGAACUUCACUGGAUUGGUACAGUUCGGUGGACUAUCUCCAACACCACCUGCUUUCUCGGGAAAGUUUGUGUUUGUGAAUAAUUACGGGAAUGGUCGCCAUAUGGUUUCGUACCCUAUUGCGGAGGACAAGUAUUCAUGGGCGAUCACUACUCGACAAGCUGAGGCAAAGGAGGAUUGGAAAACACAACACGUGGAACAACAGGACGAAAUCCGAAGAGGACCCCUCUCUGAUUGGGGGUUCGGUGCCGGAGAUUUGGUAAGGACCGGCCAAGGUAUCAUAAAGUAUGGUCUCUACGACCGACCUGAGCUCAAGUCGUGGUUCAAGGGAAGAAUCGUUCUUUUGGGUGAUGCAGCUCACCCCACGAGUCCGCAUCUGGGACAAGGUGCCAAUCAAGCGUUUGAAGACAUUUACCAUUUAAUGCGGCUUUUGAAAAAAUACAACCCUUCUACUGGCCAGCCUUCGACAGAGUUGUUGUCGCAAGUCUUCAUAGAUUAUCAGGAUCUUCGGCUACCGCGUACAUCCGAGCUAGUGAGGGGGGCUAGACAGCAAGGGGAGGUUCGGGUUAUUGAAGGGAUUGAAGCAUGUAGGGUGAGAAAUGAAAAGAUACGGAUAGGGUUCCAUGAUGAAGCGGCGAGGAAGGCAAUGAGUGAAUUGUUAACUGGACCGUUUAAGGACAGUGAAGUGUAGUAGCCUUGUACUAGUACAGAAUUCGAACGGGACUUGCCGCAUAACGCCCCGAUUCGUGUCAGGAGCAGUAACAACAA